Mugil cephalus (flathead mullet) is the source of this 8210-nucleotide messenger RNA. Its product is annotated as zinc finger protein 609-like. Lineage: Eukaryota; Metazoa; Chordata; Actinopteri; Mugiliformes; Mugilidae. The record is from RefSeq and is a predicted model, not a curated record. Gene Ontology annotation, biological process: regulation of transcription by RNA polymerase II. Gene Ontology annotation, cellular component: nucleus. The coding region runs from base 1058 to 5221 and encodes 1387 amino acids. The transcript is spliced from 8 exons.
UGUUUUGUUUUUUAACUGUGUGCCAACUUUGUUUCCUCAAGAACAAUACCACUUCUGACUUUUGUGAGAGAAACUUCAGUCUUGGCUUUCAAAAGAGACCAAGACCACGCAUGAGCAGCAGGCAGAUUAUUUGGGUACGUCCCAAAAAGGCAUUUUUUUGUUUGUUUUGUUGGUUUGUUUGUUUGUUUUGCAAAACGAUUGAACUGAUAAGAGGUUAACAUCAAAUCGGGCUGAAUGUGGCCCCCUGAACUUGAAUCGAUUUAACGCCCCUGGAUAACUAAACUCACGGUCCGCUCCGUGUGGGUGAAUCCAGUUCCGUGUAUUGAGCCCUCGCCGGAGGAGCUUCUCAGUCCAAUCCGGGAUGAAGUGACUCCCUGUUCCUGGAUUUCCGUCCUGCUCCUGCUGCUGCUGCUGCUGCUCGGCUACAUUGUAUCAGUUCCCACACGAAGAAGAAGAAGAACAAGAAGCAGCAGAAGAAGAAGAAGAAGCAACGGCGCCUCAAACCAGAAACGGACGAGUACGGAGGAAUUACCCUGGAUGGAAAGCUCUCCGCUGUGGGAUUAAUUGCAAGAAGAAGAGGAAGAAGAAGGAGGAGGGGUCGCGGCGGUAGAAGAGAAGAGGGGGGUGGACCCAUUGGACCGGACUUGUGUCGGGGGUUUGAGACCAGCACCGAGAAAACAUGCGCUGCGGACUCGGCUGCUGUCGAAGUGUGAUGGCAGGAGUCCAGUGAAUCGCUGGCCUGCCCUCCUCUCUUCUUCUCUUGUGUUGGAUGCGUUGGGGAGUGCUUCAGAUUUUUUUUUAAAAGACAGGUUUUAUUCUAAUUUAAACCCUACUACUCUUUUAUAUAUAUAUAUAGAGAGAGAGAGAGAAAAGAGCUCCCAACACCAUGGACAGACCACGGUUUGGAAUAGGAGUAUCUAGCUAAGUCGGGCGAAAUGUGGUUAAAUGGGACAGGAACGAGUACACCGUGAGGAUUCUCUAACCCCUUCCCCCGAGUCCAAACCGUCUAAGAGGGUGUCGGACCUCACUGAGGCAAUCCUGGGCCGUUGGCACUAAAAUGUCCCUAAGUGGUGGCACUGCAGGCGGGAAAGGUGUGGACUCUAAUGCGGUGGACACUUACGACAGCGGGGAUGAGUGGGAUAUCGGUGUUGGAAAUCUGAUUAUUGACCUUGACGCUGACUUAGAGAAGGACAAACUUGAGAUGUCUGGCACCAAGGACGGUAUGGCGGCACCACCCAGUGCAGUGGCAGCGUUGCCUGACAACAUCAGGUUUGUUACCCCAGUGUCUGGCUCUCAAGGCAAGGAAAGCAAAUCCAAAUACAAGCGCAAUAAGAACUCUAAAGACAGUAGUAGCAAAGCUUCAGCUGGAGAUGGGGGCAAAAAAGAAACUACAGGACGGACUCAAGGGGAGCCCACAGGCACGGCAGCGAGUGCAGCCGCUGCCGGCAACAAUUCCACCUCUGGGAAGAACAUGGAAAAAGGGGGCAAAGCCUCCAGAGGUGUCCUCAGUGGCAAAAAAGAGAAAGAAGGGGCUAGCGGGAAAAGCAAGAAGGACAAAACAGAUGGCGCCUCGGUCGUCGCAAUCGGUGUCUCGGAGAAGGAUGUCGUGUCUCAAGGCCAAGUUGCUUUGGGGAAUAGUCGUAAUGCGUCCUUUGAGAACACACAAUCAACAGACUUGGCAGAAGCCAAUCAAAUGGGAAAUAUUGCACUUGAACCUGUUGGGAUAGUACCAGCAUUGACCACAAAACCUGAUCCGGAUGAGGUGGAAAAUGGUAACAGUGAAUGCAAGACGUUAAAGAAGGUCAAAAAUGAAAAGAUGGAAUCUCCUGUCUCCACGCCAGCUCCUCCCCCCCUCCACCUCCUGGCCGCGGUGGGCAACAGCGAGAUCGCCUCGCCGUGCGAGCAGAUAAUGGUGCGCACGCGCUCGGUGGCGGUCAACACGUCAGACGUGGCCCUGGCGACCGAACCCGAGUGCUUGGGGCCCUGCGAGCCUGGUACCAGUGUGAACCUCGAAGGCAUUGUGUGGCAGGAAACUGAAGACGGCAUGCUGGUGGUCAAUGUUACUUGGAGAAACAAAACAUAUGUGGGAACCCUAUUGGACUGUACACGACACGACUGGGCUCCCCCCAGGUUUUGUGAAUCCCCUACAAGUGAUCUAGAAAUGAGGAAUGGUCGAGGUCGAGGUAAGCGAAUGAGGCCGAACAGCAACACCCCUAUCAACGAGAAUAGCAACUCGUCAGACAACAAGGGUGCCACCAACAAUAAGACGCGUGCUGCCUCUAAUAGCAAGGGCCGAAGAGGCAGCCAGACGCCAUCAGAGCGCCGCACGCCACCGAACAGUAACACGGAGGACAUCAAAGCCAGUCCCUCUUCAGCUGGGAAACGUAAGACCAAACCAGCCUCAGACAUGGAACCCAAUUCCAGCUCAGAGGACACCAAAGGCAACAAACGCAUGCGGACAAACUCCAACAGCGGAGGGGUGGGACCAACAGGUCUCCCCAUCCCUUCUAUUAAGACUGAGCCUCUCCCGCCUCCCCUCGAUCGCAGCUGCCCCUCACCAGUGCUUAUUGACUGCCCGCAUCCUAAUUGCAACAAGAAAUACAAGCACAUCAAUGGUCUCAAGUACCAUCAAGCCCGUGCCCACAAUGACGAUGAUAUAAAAUUGGACUUAGAUGGAGAUAGUGAAUAUGGAGAGGACUCGACUCUCCACCCAGAACCAGGGAACUGUAAUGGAGCGUCUAUCUCUCAGAAAGGAUGCUUAUCUCCUGCACGUUCUGUUACACCAAAAGGCAGGAAUUUUGAUGCUCAAAGCCCUUCCCCAUCUCCUGGCAAGUUUGGUUCAAAGCAGAGUAAAAAGAAAAUUACUGAAAUCGACCCAGAAGCAGGAGGUACACCGAUGGAUGGGUGUGAGGAUGGGCCAUGCCUUACGGAUGAGGCCAGCAACGAUGGUAUAGAUGAUAAAAGAGGAUCAGAUAAAUCUAAAAAGGCUAACACUGGCACAAAAGCGGAUAAAAUGGCCCAGAAAAACUUGAAGUCACCACGGCCCAUUGGCCCUGGCACUACAACUCCCCAGCAGAUGUACCCUUUUCCUCCUGGAAACCCCAAUUCUUCCCCUGGCCUUACCCCAAUGAUACAAGGAAUCCCCAAGAGUCCCCAGAUGAAAGGGACACAACCUAAACCACCUGCCAUUGGAGAUCCUGCAUCAAGUAGCUCCAAAGACAAGAAGAAGAAAGACAAAAAGAAAAAAGAUGGAGUGAAGGAGGCUGACAGUCCAAAACCUCCAGGAAAAGGAGGGAAACUGGAGGAAGGAAAGCUUCCAUACCCUGAACCUUGUGAUCAAGGGAGUAAAGGGGAAGGGCUUCUAAAUGGUUCUUCAGAUCCUCAUCAAAGUCGCUUGGCCAGUAUCAAGGCCGAGGCUGACAAGAUUUACAGCUUCUCUGACAAUGCCCCAAGCCCGUCUAUUGGUGUCGCCAGUCGCAUAGACGGUAGUGGAAUGCCUCAACCACUCACACCACUUCACGCGGUAAACCAGAAUGGUGCUGACAAUGCUUCAGUCAAAACCAAUAGUCCAGCAUAUUCAGACAUUUCAGAUGCUGGUGAGGACGGCGAAGGAAAACUAGAAGGUGUCAAAGUCAGGACAGAGGACCAAGCCAUCAGGGAAACUGUUAAAAAAGCACUCUUUCCCAACCAGACACCCAGCAAAGAGUCACCAUAUUAUGCCGGUUAUGAUGCGUAUUACUCACCCAAUUACGUCAACCCCAGUCCCGGUGGGCCUAAUCCAGCGACACCAGUGGCUGAAGGUCAAGUUAAGAUCAAAAGGGAUGACGAGCAGGACCAAGUUGAGGAAAAAGUAAAGGUUGAGGUACAUGAAGAUCGUAAACCUGACACUAGUGGUCCUGGUCAGCAGCAGCCGCAACCUUCAGUCAUCCAACAGCGAUCCAACAUGUACAUGCAGCCUCUUUACUAUAACCAGUACGCUUACGUCCCCCCAUACGCAUAUCAUCCCGAUCAAGCUUACCAUAACCACUUGAUGAACACCAAUCCAACAUACCGGCAACAGUACGAGGAACGACAACGACAAAUGGCUGAACAGCAUCGUGCUGCCGAGAAGAAGUCAGCAGACAUAGCCAUGAAAGAACGUGAAGCAACCGGGAAGGAGGAGUGGAAACACAAGAGCCCAGUGCCACCAAGCCUUUCCAAAGCUCCAAGUCAGUCAGAUCUCGGAAAGACGCCGCAGCCUCCAAGCAAAUCAAGGGACUCACCCUCUGAGCCCUCCUCCAAAUCCAUGGGAAGCAUAAAGGGGGAGGACGCAAAGGCCCAGCAAGCUGAGGGGCUAAAGAUGAAGCUGACUGAAGGGAGCCAUCAUGGAAAGGAAGACUCCAAGCAAACACUGGAGUCCAGAGGUCCAGCAGGAAUCGAGCAGGCCAUGUGGUACAGACAGUACCCUGAGAGCCAGAAGGCCCAAGCAGAAGAUGAACACCAGCAACAACCUCGAUGGAAAGAUGACAGAGACAGAGAACGCGAUCGUAAACUAAAGGAAGACAGGGCCAGGCCAAAGGACAGUCAAAGUGGGCCCAAAGAGGAUGGCAAAGACGGUAGCGAUCUUAGGAUCACUCCUGAAGACCAUCGGGCAAUGAGCAAAGACUCUCGUUCUAAUCCCCACAUGCAGUUCUCAUCACCACUAGCACAACACCAAGGCUACAUGCCAUACAUGCAUGGUUACCCCUAUGGACAAGGCUAUGACCCCAACCACCCUGGAUACAGGGGUAUGCCCUCGGUCAUGAUGCAGAAUUACCCAGGUUCUUAUCUACCUGGAGGGUAUCCGUUUUCUCCAUAUGCGACUAAAAUAGCCGGAGGUGAAGAAGGCGGCGACAAAUCUCGCGCUAGCCCAACUGUCACCAAAACGGCCACGGACUCCAAAGCUCUGGAUAUCCUGCACCAACACGCCAGCCAGUACAAGAGCAAAUCGCCAACAGUAGGUGACAAGCCGCCCCACGACAGGGAGCAGGAGAGAGGAGCUGCAGGAGACAGAGGAGACCGGGAAAGGGAUCGCGAGAGGGAACGAGAAAGAGACGUGGACCGACCGCGCUCCUCGCCCUCCCAGCGCAUCAUGCCCUCUCACCACCACCUGGGAUACUCCCUGCUCUCAGGGCAAUAUGACCUCUCCUACGCUACAGGGAAACCUGACCGUCACACCUCAACCCUGCAAAGAUUCAUGUGACUGGCUCACAUGAGAACAAGAUCUCCCACGUGUUACCUGUUAGACAUCAGUUGAAUGGUGUUUCUAUCUAUAUUUUUAAGUUCUUCUGCCCCAAGCCUUGGCAGACUUUCUCGUCCCCUCAUAAAAAGACCCCAAAUUCUCCAAACCUUGGACUGUAACAGGACUGAUAAUAACCCAGGUUCAAAGCCAUCACUCUGCCCCAUCACGCAGAGGAAACACAGACCCGCUGAUUACCUAGUCUUUGCACUGUCAACAAAUACAAUGCAAAAAGAAACUAUUGGACUGCCAGAACAGCUCUUUCUUUUUUGUUGUCUUCUUUUUUUUUUUUCUUUCCUGAUUGCAUUGUUUUUUGUCACGCAGAAAGAAAUUGGCAGGGGAUUCUGGGAAGUUGUGCGGCUGAUGGGAAAGAAGAGUCAAACUAAAUUAAAGACUGACACACACACAAAAAAAAAGUGAAUCAUAUUGAAAUGAUCUCAACUUUAAUGUCGUUGGCUUAUGCCGUGAAACAACAGUAUAUCCUUAACUUGACAAAUGUUUGGCUAUAUUUCGCGGGGAGAGGGAAUAUGGCAGCAGCUGCUUUCUUCAGAGACUUGAGAGCCUGAGACUGAAGUUUUUCAUUUUCCAUCGUCAUUAAUUCCCACCCUCCUUGAACCCGUUUCAGUUCUUGUUUCAGGGAUGAUGUCGUCAUGUUCUUUUUUUUUUUUUUUUUUUUUUUUUUUUUUUGCGAAGGGACCGCUCACACCUCAACGGAGACUAAACACUAUUCAUGCUUUCUUUUCUCGCCCGUGCUUCAGUUUGAAUUCAUAUCAUCGUGCUCAUCUUUUGAAUGUGUCUGAUGCUGGUGUUCACGUCUGUCCACGUCUCUCACUCAGCGCGGUGAAGCCACAUUAGCGAGCGGCGGGUUCACGGGGCAUCGGGCCACCUGUGUGGGUUUUGGUGUUUUACUGUAAGAUUGUGCUUCUUGUCAAGUUUGAUUGUUUCCUGUAAACAAUGUGAAAAUUCACUCAUGUAUUUUUCUGCUGUAAUAUAGACUUUUAACCUACUUUUUAUGUGCAUAAGUGUUUAUAUUUAACCCAGCACGCUAAAAAUAACUGUUCAGCUUUCACUGCAGCAUUCACCUUUAUGUGCUCGGAGUCCCCGGAUGCCUCGCGCGCUUCUUCUUUGCCCCGAAGGUUUUUGCUCGUCUUGCUGCGUUUUUUUUUUUUUUUUUUAACAUUUUUUUAAUCUUUUUUUUUUAAUCUCCCAACAUGCAGUGUGCAGUUAUACCGGCUCCAGACCUCUGAAUCGCUGUCCACGUUUGAUUAAGCGGAAACUAAAUUGUAAAUCAGUCGGAUUUGUAGGAUAGUGUAAACUGUUAAAAGGCGAAACAUUUCUCUUGGUGCUUCACUUGCUCAUGUGGCUUCACCCCCAACACACAUUCACCUUUAGACAACCUUUGUAUUAGUUUUUUUUUUUGUGUUGUUGUUGUUGUUUUUCCUUUUUAAACCAGUGGCCAGACCUGGGCCUAAGGAGUUGUUGCCCAUGCGGUGGGGGUCAUCUUAUUGCCGCAUCGGUUUUAAAGUGUGUCAUGAGGUGACCCCUAAUGAACAAACAUACCUACAGACAUACAUACAUACAGAACCAAUCAGAUGAAGAAGAAAGUGUGAGAUUUAACAUGAAAAUGCUGAACAGACUGACCUUGGUCGUGCACACGUCUGAGCUAAAAAGCAGAACCUUGCCCUCUGGCUUUUCUUUGGAUCUCAAACAGGCUGACCCCCUCCCCUCCCCUCCUCUCUGUAAAUUGGUUAAAUCUACAUUGUUCAACCAGAGCUCCCGUCUGGGUUUUAAAAAUCACAAUUCUCUUAUACCUCAGGGGUCGGAAAUGAAAUUCUAUUCGUGUUGUCUUUGCAUCCGUAUGUUUUUCUGCUCUGAUGUGCUGCAGUGAUUCGUUCAGGAUUCAUGUCACACCAUGCUGUUGUGAUGAGUCUUAAUGUUCCCCUAAAUCUACUAGAAUAUUGACCACGCUGUCAUUAAAUUUAAUUUUAUUGAUUUUUGGUUUUUAUCAACACUCAAAUGUUCCCAUUGUUGUAUAGUAUUUUUUUUAUCAUUAUUUUUUUCUUAUUAAAACACUCUGUGAUCAGAUCCCUGAAGCUCCAGUUUAUCUCACGCCCUGACUCCUUUAGACGCCGCACACUAUUAAGAAACUGCAACUCCUCAUUUCAAGGUACUUGGACAUUCCAAGUAAACGAGUUGCCAGUUUGCCAUCCCACUGAGGUUUUUGGAAGAUUGGUAUAUACUUUGACUUUUUUGCGCAUUUUAAAGAAGAAUGGCUGACAUGAAUAAGCUGAAUGUGGUGGUGUUUGACUUGUACGUAAUCUGUAAGGGUAAUAAUCUAGGCAGCUGUGAUGUUGUCAUUAAAGUCGGUGGGUUUUAGUACCAGCAGACUGCAUUCAGUACAUAUAGUUUUAUCAGACAAUGGUUGUGACAAGUGCAUUUGUUCUCUCUCUGAGAGUAGUAAUGUUAUCUCAGUAGUAAGCGAAGCCCAGUGAAAAUCAUAUAUACUAAAGUGUAUGAAAAGCCAGAAAAGUAAUGUUUGCUAUCAACAUAUUGGAAAGUGCUUGGCUCUUGUAUUUUGCAGGACUGUAUUUGUUUCAUGGUGAAGAGUAUAUUUAUUGGCCAGCAGUUGUCUCAAUUGGUGCCUAGUUGAACAUUCUCCUGUGAAAACGCAGAGACACUCGCUCGUUCGUCCUUCCCUGAUCCGCCUACCGUCACGCAAAAACCCUCCCCGCCCCUCCAAAGUACCAGCACCGGUGCUUGCAAGGAUGUUUACAAUGUCUUCAUUUUCUUUCUGUGUGAGAAAUUCAGAACUCUCUUCUCCCUCUCCUCGUUUCUCCCUUCCUUCAGGAGUUUGUGUAAAGUGUACAUUACCAUGGUUCUUUUUUAUACAAUACUCUGUAACUUGCCUUUGUAAAUUUGGGCUGGAAAAAAUAAAUCUUUUUAUGAGACAAUC